AACAACGUUGUACUAUCUCACACGCAGAGAUGUUAAUUUGUUUUUGGUAAAACGAAAACAAUUCAAAUUCUCUUGCAAUGCCAAACACACAUUGUUAGAACAUGCAAGACAGCUCAACGUAAUUGCAUAAUUCAAUUACAAUUCACCGAGGGAAGAACACAAUUCUUGCCAAUUACACUCAAAGAGUUCAAAGCAUAGCUUGUUCUUCUCUUGAAAAUUCUGCUUUUUUCCACCUCCAGCUGAAAAUUCAGAGCUGAAGAUUUGACGAAUCCAAUGAACAAUAUAAACAAUGAAGAACUCAAAGAAGCUGAGAAUUCUAACAGAGAGGACCUUGAAGAGGCUUCCAUUGAGCCUGGGGAUGUGGCUAAGAUAGUUCCAUGGACGAGGCAAAUCACAAUCCGCGGACUAGUAGCUAGUAUAUUGAUUGGAAUUAUUUAUAGUGUGAUAGCAAUGAAGCUGAACCUGACAACUGGAUUAGUCCCCAAUCUUAAUGUUUCAGCUGCACUACUUGGCUUUGUGUUCAUUAGGACCUGGACUAAGAUCCUUUCCAAAGCCAAUAUUGUUUCAACACCUUUCACUAGGCAGGAGAAUACCGUAAUCCAGACAUGUUCAGUGGCGUGCUACACACUUGCAGUUGGAGGUGGUUUUAGUUCCAAUCUCUUGGCCUUGAAUCGGAAGACAUACGAGCUAGCAGGGGUUGAUACAUAUGGAAAUAGUCCUACUAGCAUCAAGGAUCCUGGAUUUGGCUGGAUGUCAUCCUUUCUCUUUGUAACUAGUUUUGUUGGGCUAUUUGCAUUGGUCCCCAUAAGAAAGAUUAUGGUAAUAGACUACAAAUUGACUUAUCCCAGUGGAACAGCUACCGCUGUUCUUAUUAAUGGGUUCCAUACUCCUAAAGGAGAUGCCAUGGCCAAGAGACAGGUUCAUAGUUUCAUGAAGUACUUUUCAUUGAGUUUCCUAUGGGCCUUCUUCCAAUGGUUCUAUGCAGGUGGAGAUCAUUGUGGAUUUGUUCAAUUUCCCACUUUUGGAUUGAAAGCCUGGAAAAACUCAUUUUACUUCGAU
Molecule: messenger RNA, 1059 nt
Organism: Arachis duranensis
Lineage: Eukaryota; Viridiplantae; Streptophyta; Magnoliopsida; Fabales; Fabaceae
Product: metal-nicotianamine transporter YSL3
Exons: 7
Biological process (GO): seed development; response to iron ion
Cellular component (GO): plasma membrane
Molecular function (GO): iron-nicotianamine transmembrane transporter activity; oligopeptide transmembrane transporter activity
Source: RefSeq, a predicted model, not a curated record